This is a messenger RNA of Athene cunicularia (burrowing owl), 7413 nucleotides long. RefSeq names its product kynurenine aminotransferase 3 (gene KYAT3). The coding region runs from base 4249 to 5610 and encodes 453 amino acids. NCBI's taxonomy places the organism in Eukaryota, Metazoa, Chordata, Aves, Strigiformes, Strigidae. Gene Ontology annotation, molecular function: pyridoxal phosphate binding; L-kynurenine:2-oxoglutarate transaminase activity. Gene Ontology annotation, biological process: biosynthetic process. The record is from RefSeq and is a predicted model, not a curated record. The transcript is spliced from 13 exons. Gene Ontology annotation, cellular component: cytoplasm; mitochondrion.
GCCGUGGGCCCGGUGAACGCGGAGUGCCCGGCCGCCUCCCUGCCGCUGAACGCGGGGCUGUCGGCGGUGGAGGGGGGUUUCCUUGUGCCCGGCAGCGUCUGGCCGUUCAGACGUGGCGCUGCACACGCGGAGUGCUUCGGGUUCAAAAAUAGCGUGGGUACAGGACGUCAGUGACAUACAUGCAAUAGGAAGUGGCUUAAUGGCUAAGUACUAUAUGAGGGGAAACAAGAAGAAAAAAAAAACCCACAACCUCAUCCCUUUCCUCUUUCCAGAUCAUAAAUUUUAUUUCUCCACACUCAGUUUUCUCAGUUCCAUGUAGACUAUGGAAAAAGAAAUGACAGAAUAUUGGGUACUAUGACAAAUCCUUCACAUACAUCAGUUUUGAAGUUCAGCGUCCUUAAUAGGAUACCCCACACCCCUGAAUCCAGCAAUUUUAACAACAGUUCGUUUGGCUUGAUGUGUCAUUUAUUACUUUUUAGAUGGUAGAAGAAAAGGAUUUAGAGAGGCCUUAGUAAGGUGGUACCCUUUCUCUAAAGCUUUCAUCCAGUCUUUCAAAGGCUUCACAAAGUUUAGCUGAGAUGUAACAUUUUCCAGGUUUGCAUAUCCAACAAACAUUAAACACAACACAAAUAUAACAGGGACUACGUUUACAUUAUUGUGGUGGCUGAUGGGCUUACAGUGUUUCUAGUAAUGUUCGUUGCCAAGAAUGCACAGUAAAAUGAGACUACUUGUUACAUGGAAAAAAUGCAGCAUCUUAAGGGAUCUGACCAUAAGUUUUUCAAGCUGUUUUUAUAGAGGUGGUAUAAUGGAAGCUCAAAAAUGAAGGGACAGCAGCGUCUGGCCUUUAGUUUCAGAUGAAAAAAAAAAAAAAUCAUUACAAACAUAAUUUUUAAUAAAAUGCCCCAGUGGUACAGCAGCAUCUGAGGUCAGUAUUACCAGGAGGCUGGGCAGCUGUUGCGGGGAGCAGAAGAGCCUGCAACUCAGAGGUUGUAUCUGUGCUGGAGUGGUUCUAAAGCACAGCAUGAGCUAAAUGAUUGUUAACACACAGAUGUGUUCAUAGAGUUCACGUGACAAAGUCUAACUAUAUCUUCCAGUCUGGUUUAAAUCACCAAAUCUGAGUGUAAAUCAGAUUAGCAACCAGAAUGUGUCUUCCUCCCAGCCCCACUAAAAAACAUUUACGGUGUUGACCUUUUUGGUAGCUAUCCUUGUUUCUUGCUCCCCUAAAAAGAAUAGGAAGCUGCAGGAGUAGUCAUUUGUUGUCCUUUUUCCCCGGAACAUGUUCAUUUUCCUGUUAAUGAGUAUGCAAGCCUGAAUUCCAGGAGGACUGACUACGAGUUAAAGCAUGAAUGCUUCAGAGAACUGAAAAUUAGAACGGGAUGAAAAGUAUUCCUAACUGUUAAUUUCUGAGUUUAACAGACAUGACUCUUGGCCAAGAAGCCAAUGCCUGGCUCCAAGAUUGAAAAAAGAGACAUUAAUAAGACUAAGAAAGAAAAAAAAUUAAUAUCUUUUCAUUCCCCCACAAAGACCAGUGCAUUUUCUGUGUUUGAAGAACCUUACAAAUUUUUAAGAGAGUUGAAACAGGGUUUGCAGUACCUCUCUAGCUGCCUAGCACUGUGUAACUUUCCUGAGCUGGAAGAAACUUUCUAUCUUGAUAAAAACCCCUUAUGUUAGGACAUUAUAAAACAUCUCACAGAUGUCUUAUACAUACUUGGCCAUUGCCAAAAAGCAGAGGUAAUAAAUAUGUACUUACCCUAAAAGUAACAGAAAAUAAUUGUCUUGAGCCUGUGAUAUGUAUUAACAUGUGAUAUACAAUUAUAGUGCGAAUUUGUGUGUUUGAAGAAAAAAAGCUUGCUUUUUUUUUUUUUAGAUCAGUGUGGUAGGGCAUCUGUCUAUAUUAAGGAGGCCUUUGCCUUUCCUUCCUAGAGUAGCUUAAAUGGAAGUAUUCAGUGUUGCAGAAGAGAGAAGAGGUAUUUUUAGAAAGAAAAAGAAGUCAUAAAAGUAUUUUAUAGGAGGCUUUCCCAUUUAGUGGCCAGGAGUGUUGUCUCUGAGUGCUCUUGAGAGAGAACAAAUGCUGUUCAGCAUUCUCUGGCAGAGUGUCACAAAGAUUGAAAUGUAGUGGGACAAAUGUUACAUGCCAGUGCUUUCUUUGACGUUCCUUACUGAGGCUGUUCAGCAAAGUAUUGUUUCCAUUAUGUUCCUCAUAAAGUUUUCACAAUUUCUACAUUUCUCUGGUAUUAAAGAGUGGAUAUCAUUUUUUCAUUUCAGCUGUUUCAGGUACUUGCAGAGAUUGACCACGCCACAGUGAUACAGGUCUACUGCUCCUCUGCUAUGUUGUGGUUUUGUAUGAUUUGCCUUCUGGCAAAUAAUGGUUUGCCAAGUACCACACUGUCUUUAGUGCAGCAUAACACUAAUGCUAGAAAUAUUUACAACUGUUAAUCAUUUUUCUUAUAAAAGUUGCACGUUAGUUUUAUGUAAAAUUUGCAAGUUUUUUACUUCAUUUUGCUACGCUUCAAUAUAAAAUGAAACAGGCAAAGAUAUGCAUGUUUGCCCCUCUGUGCUAAUUACUGCAAGUGUUUGCAGUGUGCUGCAAGAGUAAUCCUGUCUCUGGUCUGACUCCUAGAGAAUAGUGCUGUUGUUAUAGUCACAUUUUAAGAUAGUAUCUGUAUGUUACAUAAGUAGUUUUUGUAAGCAUACACGAGGAGAGAAAUAGAGGCCUUCACAGUCUACAUGAUUUCAUGUAGCUCUUAUCAAAGAUUAUGUCAAAUAUGCUAAGUGCUGUUAUCAAAAGUAACUUAAAAUGUAUUUAGAGGUCUUUUUAAACAGAUACAUUUCUUUUGAGUCCUUUUUUGUCUGCUGACUAGUGUCAAAGAUUUAAUUGCUGCUUGCUUUUGCUAGUUCUCAGGCCUGCAGAAUUGAAAUUGCCAGUGUUUCUUUUUCUAAAGGAAGCAUCUAUGACCUGUAUACUUGCAGAUUGCUAAGUGCAAUGGAAUGACAUGGGCAUUAUCGAGGGUCUCAUUGAGUUAGCUACAACUCAGCACUGUGUGAGAAAGACCCUAAUUUCAGAACUGAGACUGACUGUAGCACUGGAAUAAGAGAAAGGUGAAAUCAACACACUUAAAACUUAACUCAUUCAAUGAGGCAUCCUUAAAACAGAGCAUUGGUUAACCUUUUCUCCUAGUUUACAUUGAAAGUGUCAAGAACACUUUCUUGUUGGACUAAAUCAAUUUUUCUUAAUGAAAAAAAAAAAAAUUUACUUUGAUUUUGAAUUACCUUCUCUAUAUCUACCUGCAAGGCUUGCAUGGUAUUAUUUUAACAGGCAAUAGCAUUCCUUUGUUUCUAAUAGAACUAAUUGUUUUCUUUUGUUUUUGCUUUCUUUCCCCUUUCAGGUAGCAAAGUCUGAAGGGAAGCAGGGGUUAUCUGUUCUUUAAUGAGUAAACUAUGGAAAACAAAGUUAAUAAUUAUACUGAUGUGGCUACUGUGUAUCUGACAUAGGUCUAUGGGUUACAUGUUUUUGUCUUGAACAUUCCAGUCAUUUUGAGAAUGUCAUCCAGUAUAUACAUUUAAAAAUACUUUCUGGAAGUAGUUGCCUGAAGUACAUUUCUUGUUUUUAUAGUUAUUGAUUAGCAGGGCAUAUUUUCUCUAGUCAGCGAAUGAUCUGUUGCUCCACACAGAAUGUCAUUUCUAACUAUCUGUUUUCUGGCAUGUUUGCCAAGUCACUGUGGCAAAACUUAGUAUAAUUAUCUAAAGUGUGUAGGCCUGCUUCUCCAGUGUGACUGGUAAUCUUAAUUAUCCCAGUUUCAGAAUACCUGAUUUGAAACAAUUGAAAGAGGACACCAGUUUUACAGCUCUGUGACUUUUUAAAAAUUGGGCUCUUUUUCUAUUCUGUCUAAUUGUAAUAGCAAUGUUAAUUACACAAAUACAUUUUCACAACAAUUCUAAGAGAGACUUUGAACCUUGAGUUGCAUUUAGGCUUAACUGUCAUUCAAGGAAAAAAAGAUCAGUGCUGUCAAAUAGAGGAAAUCUUCCUUCUAGAUGAUAUUCAGAAACAUUUUGCAGUGCUGUUAGUUAAAAAGUUGCAUCCUCUAUGCUUACAGAUGUGAUAAGGUAAUAAUUUACUAGAACUUAUUUCAAUGAAACAAAAUCACUGAAGGGAAGAGAAAGGGAUCUUAUCUUUUAAAAUUGCUUAGUGAUGUGUAGAAACUCAUUCCUGGAAUCUGUAAGUUUUUUUCAGGUCACAUUUAUUCAGGCAUGCUUUUUGCUUCACGAAGCUUCUGUUGCCUUGGUAUUAGAACAUACCAACUACGAACAGAUUUGCUUUCCAGAUCCAUCAAACUUUCAGCCUCUGCAACAAUGACCUUCAGACACAAAAACACAAGACGAAUUGAAGGCCUUGAUAGUAAUGUGUGGGUUGAAUUUACAAAGGUGGCAGCAGAUCCCUCGAUUGUUAAUCUUGGUCAAGGCCUUCCUGAUAUAUCCCCUCCAGACUAUGUUAAAGAAGAGCUGGCAAAGGCAGCAGCAGUUGACAGACUGAACCAGUACACACGAGGCUUUGGACAUCCGUCACUGGUGAAAGCCUUGUCUCAAGUGUACGAGAGAGUUUGUGGAAGAAAGAUUGAUCCUUUCACAGAUAUCCUGGUGACUGUGGGAGCUUAUGGGUCUCUCUUUAGUACAAUACAAGCGUUAAUUGAAGAAGGAGACGAAGUAAUAAUAAUAGAGCCGUUUUAUGACUGUUAUGAACCAAUGGUAAAGAUGGCGGGUGCAAAGCCCGUUUUUAUCCCACUGAGAUAUAAAAAUGAUGGAAACUCUGCAUCUAGUGCUGAUUGGGUCUUAGAUCCUGCUGAACUUGCAAAUAAAUUUAAUUCCAAAACAAAAGCAAUUAUUUUGAAUACCCCGCACAACCCUAUAGGCAAGGUAUUUAACAGAGAAGAGCUCCAAGUAAUAGCUGAUCUCUGUAUUAAACAUGAUACCCUGUGCAUCAGCGAUGAGGUGUAUGAAUGGCUGGUGUAUAAAGGAAAUAAACACAUUAAAAUAGCUACGUUGCCAGGUAUGUGGGAAAGAACAGUAACUAUAGGAAGUGCUGGAAAAACAUAUAGUGUAACUGGCUGGAAGCUUGGUUGGUCUAUUGGCCCCCAGAACCUGAUCAAGCAUUUGCAAGUUGUUCACCAAAAUACACUGUACACUUGCCCAACUCCAUUACAGGAGGCUUUGGCACAAGCAUUUGGGAUAGACUAUAAACGCAUGGAUGACCCAGACUGCUAUUUUUACUCGCUGUCUCGAGAGCUGGAAAGCAAGCGUGAUCGGAUGGCUCAGCUACUUCAAGAAGCUGGACUGAAGCCUGUCAUUCCCGAUGGAGGAUACUUUAUGAUUGUUGAUGUUUCUACAUUAAAUGUGGAUCUCUCUGAUGUAGAUGAGAAACAACCAUAUGAUUAUAAAUUUGUCAGAUGGAUGAUAACAUCUAAGAAGCUGUCAGCAAUUCCUCUUUCAGCAUUCUGUGGUCCUGAGACAAAAAGGCAGUUUGAAAAAUAUAUACGUUUUUGCUUCAUUAAGAAGGACAGCACACUAGAUGCAGCUGAAGUGAUCCUGAAGAACUGGAAUAAACAGACAGCCUGAUUUUUCUUAUUAACUCUUCCAUCUAGUAUAAUUAUCUAAUAGUAGGGUUUUUUAAUUGCAAAUUUAAAAACAAAUUACUUAAUACAGUACAGAAUUAAUAUGACAUAGUAAAUAACUUUGUGCUGCCACCUGCCGAGGUUAAAACAGUGAUUUAUUGAAAUAUGUGUAACGCUACUCAGAGGUUAUUUUCAGUCUUUUUAAAUUAAGUUACUUUUUUCCUAAAAAAAUCUAUUGGAUUUACUUGUUUGACUGAAAGACAAAAUUUGUAGGACUCUCUGUAAAAUAAAUAGAUAAUAUAGGUAUUUUAAAACUUACAAGAAAGACGUGGAGAAAGUUUUUGGUAUGAGAUAGUAUAGGAACUAGGGGCGAGAUUUAAACAUCGUGGUUUAUGAAACCCAAUAGCCUGCAGUGGAGGAAAAUUAAGAUAUGCCUUAUAUUAGAUAAUUGCAGUGACUUUCUACAUACAUACCUGCCUACCCUGUCUAUGCACAAAUUACAUCAGUUUAAAUAAAGUGAUUGAAUGAAAUCAGUACAAGUGUUUAUACUAUAGGCAAGAUUGAAAAGUGCUAAGUUGCAUAAUUACUAUUUUAUCUUCCCACAAUAGUCAUGUGUGCUGUUCUGAAAGUAUUCAGUCCUCAAUAAAAUUAUAACAGUGGCAUCUAGAAUAGGAAUUCUAUUUAACCACAUCUACCUAUUUAUUUAUUGAUUGCACAGAUGAAUCUACAAAGCAAGAUAGAAGACUUUGCUUUAGAGGCUCCUUCACAAUCAGAUGUACUGUGACAUAAUUAAUCCUGUCAUCCUUUUUCUUACCAUGUUCACAACUUUGGUAACUUCACACCAAACUUAUUUCAAACUCAUUAGACCUAGGGGCACCACAGAGAUGUGCCUAAUACUGUGCUACAGAGCUCAACUAACUUUGUUUCAAGCUCAGCUGAUAAAGGCCUGUUCCAAAAGUGAUCAGUAUGGAGAAUUCCUUUCUAGUUGCUUCCUGUAUCAGUUUUCUCUGAGAUCUUUUCAUCCGUGGGUGGGUUUCCCACUAUCAGAAGCUAUCCAGGUAGGUAACCUUUUAAGGUUGUGUAUUUUGUUCUCCAUGUUGUUUCUGUAUUCUUCUCUCAGGCCUUAUAGUGGAAAGCCUGAACAAAUUCAGUAACUAGUUUUGUGGGUGUUUUACUCAUUCUGUGAUCACACAGCUGGAUCCAUCAGACUGACCAUGGCCAGGGCCUAAAAAAAAAGCAUAGAAACUGGGCUGUGAGAAAGCUGCUAGACUUUUUCAUUAGUUCUUGAGAUUUUGGGAGUCCAGUAGCUGGGACUUCCAUAGUCUUUGUAGCUGUCGUGCACUGCCAUUCCCUACAUCUUGCCAGAAGAUGGUUGCCUGGUAUUUUUAAGGUGGUGUGCAGUCUUCAUGUAGAAGAAUCAAUUUAAUAAUUAAAAUAACUUAACUGAAAUUUCAGCAUGAAUUUCAUGUGAGAAUUCCUACAUUAAAUUCCAAGAGGAACUAUUUUUAAAAGAUAUUAAAUUUCUGUGAAAUCUACACUCUAUUUUAUAAGGAGUUUAAAAUCUGUUUAUGUGAGUUGCACUCAAGACCUGUGCUGUUGCAGGAACUAAGAGGGAAAGGAAAAUGUAAAGUAGUUUGCUGCUUUAAUUGAAAAGUGAAUUUUUAUAAAAUUAAGCAAAUUUUUCUAGCAUAAAUACAUGGUAAAAUCAUAGGUUUCUAUGAAAUGUUUGUGUGAUUUAUAUGAAUCAGAAUGUUCUAAUUUCUUAAGCCUCUGAAAUGAUACAAAAUAAUAAAAUACUUGAAUUUUG